GCCGAAGACCCCAGCGAUGGUCAGUAUUACUGAUCAACAGGGCCGUCGAGCCGAGCUCCCGGUGACUGGCGACAUGGCUACAAAGAUCAACCAGGUUGUGGAGGAACUGUUCCAGAUUUGUGAUACCCCCAAGAGAGCCAGGCUGUCCUGGAUAAAAGACUACUUCCUAACUAUGCAAGCUGACAAUACCACACUCAGGGCCCUGACCCAGGAAGUAGUGAAAAAGAGGUUCGAGAGCCGGAAAAGGUCCUCGAGGAAGCACUUUGGUGAGGCCCGGGUACUGACUGUGGAAGACAUCCGGGCUCGCAUAAGUGAAAGACCCCCAUUGUUUUCUGGCCAUGGCACUGUCGUCGGCUUGUGA
Molecule: messenger RNA, 361 nt
Organism: Chaetomium strumarium
Lineage: Eukaryota; Fungi; Ascomycota; Sordariomycetes; Sordariales; Chaetomiaceae
Exons: 2
Coding region: 17-361 (114 amino acids)
Source: RefSeq, a predicted model, not a curated record